Macadamia integrifolia is the source of this 3018-nucleotide messenger RNA. RefSeq names its product UDP-glycosyltransferase 73C25-like. The record is from RefSeq and is a predicted model, not a curated record. The transcript is spliced from 2 exons. Gene Ontology annotation, molecular function: UDP-glycosyltransferase activity. Bases 141 to 1682 code for a protein of 513 amino acids. Lineage: Eukaryota; Viridiplantae; Streptophyta; Magnoliopsida; Proteales; Proteaceae.
ACCAGUUCGGCUGGAUUUUGGAACAUAUUACGGUAUAUAUCACCAAAGGGUCUGAAACCACAAGUGUAUUACACUGUGAGACGCCCAUCUUGUCCACAAAACUUGAAGCUUCAUUUCUCUUAUCCAGAUUUUCAACUCCCAUGGCCAUGGCUUCGAGUAACCACCAUGAGCUUCACUUCAUUCUGAUUCCUCUAAUGGCCCAAGGCCACAUGAUCCCAAUGACGGACAUAGCAAGAUUGCUAGCUCGGCAGGGCGUCACCAUCACCAUCGUCACCACCCCAGGUAACGCUUUCCGAUUCAAGCCCAUCAUCGAUCGGGCAGCGGAAUCCGGCCUCCAAAUUCAACUUCUCCAACUUCGUUUCCCAUCUAAAGAAGCCGGACUCCCAGACGGGUGUGAGAACAUCGACCAUGUCCCCACACGAGAACUGAUGGAAAACUUCUUCAACGCUACGAGCAUGCUCCGACCAGCCUUAGAACAAUCUCUUCAAGAAAUGGUUCCACACCCAAGCUGCAUAAUCUCCGACAUGGCUCUCCCAUGGACAUCUCAUACGGCUCUUAAGUUUGGGAUUCCAAGGUUUUUCUUCAAUGGUAUGUCUAGCUUCAGUCUCUUAUGUAACCAAAACUUACUCCUUUACAAGCCACAUGAGAGUGUCGAAUCCGAUUCGGAACCUUUCAUGGUUCCAGGGAUGCCUCAUCGAAUCCAGUUAACAAAGUCUCAGCUACUUCGAACUGCUCGUGAAGAUGAACCAUUAUUCCAAGAUUUUCUAAUACAAGUCAGAGAAGGUGAGCGAACAUCGGAUGGUGUAGUGAUCAAUAGUUUUUACGAAUUAGAAUCUAGUUAUGUUGAUGGGUACCAAAAGCUUAUGGGGAAGAAAGCUUGGUGUGUUGGUCCUGUGUCACUAUACAACAAAGAAGCCUCAGAUAAGGCUGACAGAGGUAAUAAAGCAGCCAUUGAUGAGGUCAAAUGCUUGGAGUGGUUGGAUUCAAGAGAGGUAGCUUCUGUCGUUUAUGUCUGUCUUGGGAGCUUAUGUCCCUUAGCUCCUUCACAAUUGAUAGAAAUUGGGUUGGCCUUGGAGAGAUCGAAACGCCCAUUCAUAUGGGUAAUCAGACAAGGUAACAAAAAUAAACCAUCACAAGAGUUGGAGAGAUGGUUUUUGGAAGAAGGAUUUGAAGAGAGGACGAAAGGAAGAGGUCUAUUGAUUAGGGGCUGGGCGCCACAAGUGUUGAUCUUGUCACACAGGGCAGUGGGAGGGUUUGUAACACAUUGUGGGUGGAACUCGACCCUGGAAGGGGUGAGCGCAGGUGUGCCUAUGAUAACAUGGCCCAUGUUUGCGGAUCAAUUCUAUAACGAGAAACUGAUUGUGCAGAUUUUGGGGAUUGGAAUAAGGGUUGGUGUUGAAGUCCCUUGUGAAAUUGGGUGUGGUGAGAAGCUUGGGGUGUAUGUGAAGAGUGAAGAGGUUGAAAAGGCGAUUGGGAUGUUAAUGGAUGGUGGCGGAGAGGAAGGAGAAGUGGUAAGGAAGAAAGCUAGAGAGGUUGGGGAGCUAGCGAAAAGAGCAGUUGAAGAAGGGGGUUCUUCUCAUCUCAACCUCUCACUAUUUAUUCAAGAUAUAAGGCAUCAGGUAGAACAGAAACAUGCAGCAACAAUCAAUUUGGAGAGGAGUUCCACUAGUCAUAUAAGGUAGGAGUUAGCUUCUGAUGCACUAACUCGUCCUAGAUUCAGGUCUUGUUAAAAGUGAUGGAGGACCUAGCUGAUGGCAAUGUGGUAGGUUGGAUUCUUUUUAUUAGCUAUUGAUUUUUGUGGUUACUUUAAUGUAUUCUUUCAAUAAAUUUAAGAGGAAAUUACAUUCCCCUCCCUUGUAUGUUUCAAGUAUUACAUAACCUUUUCCUACGAAGUUUGAAAUUACACUCCUUUUCCUUCUAAGUUCUAGAUUCUAUCAAUAGCACUCUGACUGUGAGUGUGGAACCAUUAAGUGUAUUAUACUUUUUUCAUAAACCCCAAAAUACCAUUAGCCUAUAGGAGAUGACGAAUUUGCCCCCAACUUAUUAAGACAAUGGAGGGUUUACACUCCAAACUUCUACUCUUUAUUCCUCAAUGGUUUUCGAACUUUGAAAUCGAAGAUUUUGGCGAUCGAAGGUGGUUUAUCUCCUUGAAGAUCAAAGUUCGUUCAUCGUUGAAGACCGAAGUCUAAGGUUAGAUUAAAUCGCAGAUUUGGGAGAGUUAGGGCUUCGAGAGAUUAAAUCGUUUAUGAUCGAAGUCUUAGGGCUUUGGGAGAACACAGAGGCUUUAAAGAAUCAGUUGCAGGGUACAAAGCAGAAAAGAUAGAAGAAAAGGAAAAAGAAUAUGAAGUAAGAAAGAGAAAUCUGAAAUUGGAAAGAGGGAUUUACGGUUCUAAAAUCGGUGAGGGAUUUCUAUUUCUGAAAUCUCAUUCAUUCUUUAUUUAUUCAAGAAAACGAUCUCGGCAACAGUAUUUGAUCGAAUGACGCUGGCUUCAUCUCCCAAGGCCUGAGAAUUUGAGAAGCCCUCACCUCUCUUCUACUCCUCGCCGUUCCUCAUUCUCUCUUGGAAGGUCUUUGCAAUUCUGCUUUGAUUUGUUUAUUCCCUACCAUAUCUCAACGGUAAUUUCAGAUCUAUUUUUCUUUUGAUUCCUGCAUAGAUAUACACCUUAUUUCUUCAAUUAUUCGAUGGAAUUUUCGUUUUCAUCUGCCCAUUUUUCUUAGUAUUUCACUUUCUUUUUUUUUCAUUUUUUUUUUUGGUAAACUCUCGUUUCUUCUCUAUUUUAAUGAAUUUUGGUAAAUGAUAUUAUCGGCCACAAUAUUUUUCUUUUAAGGUUGAUCUGUUGUUUUAUAUUGUCAAAUUAGGAUUUUUGGGCUUCUUCUUGUUCUUUAAACUGCUAAUUUUCAAUUAAUUAAAGAUUAUAGGUAGGGAGAGAAGGGAUUGUAAGAUUCUUGUACUGUGCAAGGAACUGGCAAGCUUGGAGGAUGGAGAGAAAAGAAGCAUGGAUUCACCAUCGCCGACGG